Messenger RNA from Eucalyptus grandis, 872 nucleotides. RefSeq names its product calcium-binding protein CML42. The record is from RefSeq and is a predicted model, not a curated record. Gene Ontology annotation, molecular function: calcium ion binding. The transcript has a single exon. NCBI's taxonomy places the organism in Eukaryota, Viridiplantae, Streptophyta, Magnoliopsida, Myrtales, Myrtaceae. The coding region runs from base 85 to 672 and encodes 195 amino acids.
GACACGAUACUAUGCGCAGACACUCCACGAUCCAUCAUCGUCCACCGGCCACCGCUCUGCUCCUUAAGAAACCGAGCUCCGAUCAUGGACGUUGCUCCGGCGACCGAGACCAACGGCUCCUCCUCCUCUCGCCGCCCCGCGCUCGGCGCCAAGUCGGCCUCCUUCCGCCUCCACUCCCCGAGCCUCAACUCCCUCCGCCUCCGCCGCAUCUUCGACCUCUUCGACAAGAACGGCGACGGCCUCAUCACCGCCGAGGAGCUCUCCAAGGCCCUCGCCCUCCUCGGCCUCGAAGCCGACCUCUCCGACCUCGAGUCCAUCCUCCGCUCCCACAUCAGGCCCGGGAGCGACGGCCUCCGGUUCGACGACUUCGUGACCCUCCACCGGUCCAUCGACGACGCCUUCUUCGGAGGAGACGAGGCGGAGGCCGCGGGGUCGCCGUCGCGGGAGGAGGCGGAUCUGAGCGAGGCGUUCAAGGUGUUCGACGAGGACGGCGACGGGUUCAUCAGCGCCGGGGAGCUGCAGACGGUGCUGGCCAAGCUGGGGCUGCCGGAGGGGGAGGAGAUCGGGCGGGUCAAGCAGAUGAUCAACUCCGUCGACCGGGACCACGACGGCCGUGUCGACUUCUUCGAGUUCAAGGACAUGAUGCGGAGCGUCCUGGUGAAGAGCUCGUAGGAGCGCCUUUAGAAUUCUCGGUUCUUCUUCUUCCCGUUGUAAUAAAUGCCUCCGCCUGUAAUAAUUGGCAAACGUGCCAACAGGAUGAUCGUGUCCAUGGUUACCCACGUUGGAUUCUCUUCUUGUUUUCUUAGUUCUGGUAUUUUCCAUGGGUAAUUAUAAUUCGUUCUGGUAAUAGCAAGUUCGUGCGUUGAUCAGAA